CGCAGUUCUUUGAUAGCUCAGUAUUUUUCCAGAAUGCAGGGAUUAGUGGCUCUUCUGAUUUGUUUGGCCGUGGGUUCUGCCUUUGCCGGCUCCGUUGGCGUUUCCAAUGGCGAUCCCUUCGAGCGCGAGGGCCGCAUUGUGGGUGGCGAGGACACCACUAUUCGAGCACAUCCCUACCAGGUCUCCCUGCAGACCAAGAAGGGCAGCCAUUUCUGCGGUGGAAGUAUACUUGACAAAGAUACAAUAUUAACGGCCGCCCAUUGUUUGGUGGGCAGGAAGGUGUCCAAGGUGUUCGUUCGCCUCGGUUCCACCAUCUACAACUCCGGCGGGCGAGUGGUGGCUGUCCGCGCUCUGACCUACAACGAGAACUACAACUCCAAGACCAUGGAGUACGAUGUGGGCAUACUCAAGUUGGCCGAGGAGGUUGAGGAAACCGAGGACAUUCGCUACGUGGAAUUGGCCGAGAAGACGCCGCCCACGGGAACCACUGCUGUGGUCACCGGUUGGGGUUCCAAGUGCUACUUCUGGUGCAUGACCCUGCCGACGAUCCUCCAGGAGGUCUAUGUGGACAUCGUGGACUGGCAGACGUGUGCCUCCACGGAGUACAAGUACGGCGAGAUCAUCUACGACAGCAUGGUGUGCGCCUACGAGAAGAAGAAGGACGCCUGCCAGGGCGACUCCGGCGGUCCUUUGGUGGUGGAUGGCAACACCCAGGUGGGCAUCGUCUCCUGGGGCUACGCCUGCGCCUCCAAUCUGCUGCCGGGAGUCUAUGCCGAUGUGCCCGCUUUGCGGAAGUGGAUCCUCAACGCAACCGACUCGUUGUAGAUACAUACAUAUGUGUAAUAAACUACGUGACUAAGCAAGCAUA
This is a messenger RNA of Drosophila ficusphila, 868 nucleotides long. Its product is annotated as trypsin theta. Lineage: Eukaryota; Metazoa; Arthropoda; Insecta; Diptera; Drosophilidae. The record is from RefSeq and is a predicted model, not a curated record. Gene Ontology annotation, molecular function: serine-type endopeptidase activity. Bases 34 to 825 code for a protein of 263 amino acids. The transcript has a single exon. Gene Ontology annotation, biological process: proteolysis.